Molecule: messenger RNA, 1321 nt
Organism: Syngnathoides biaculeatus (alligator pipefish)
Lineage: Eukaryota; Metazoa; Chordata; Actinopteri; Syngnathiformes; Syngnathidae
Gene: prkacba
Product: protein kinase, cAMP-dependent, catalytic, beta a
Exons: 11
Coding region: 48-1190 (380 amino acids)
Biological process (GO): peptidyl-serine phosphorylation
Cellular component (GO): cAMP-dependent protein kinase complex; nucleus
Molecular function (GO): ATP binding; cAMP-dependent protein kinase activity
Source: RefSeq, a predicted model, not a curated record
AACCAGAACAGAUAUGUUUGCACAAAGCAUAGGGAAAAAACAUCUCAAUGGCCCAGGGAAAGGAUCAGUCGUUCGCCAGCCGCCUUUUUCACAGAUGUCGUAAAAGUAGCCAAGAGCACAGACGACAAGAAAUUGACGUGCCUCACAUCUCCGAGUUCACCAUCAUGUGGAAUAAGUUCAUGAAAGAGUUCCUAGCUAAAGCCAAAGAAGAUUUUUUAAGAAAAUGGGAGUGCCCACCACAGAGCACAACAUGCCUGGAUGACUUCGAUAGGUUCAAAACUCUGGGAACCGGCUCAUUUGGCCGAGUAUUGCUGGUCAAGCAUAAAGGAACAAACCAGUUCUACGCCAUGAAGGUCUUGGACAAACAAAAAGUGGUGAAACUGAAACAGAUAGAACACACACUGAAUGAAAAGAGAAUACUGCAGGCCGUUUCCUUCCCAUUUCUCGUCAGAUUGGAGUACGCUUUCAAGGACAACUCAAACCUCUACAUGGUCAUGGAAUAUGUCCCGGGUGGAGAGAUGUUCUCACACCUCAGGCGCAUUGGGAGGUUCAGUGAACAUCAUGCACGAUUUUAUGCAGCUCAGAUAGUCCUCACCUUUGAGUACCUUCAUUCCUUAGACCUUAUCUAUAGAGACCUGAAACCUGAAAACCUGCUCAUUGAUCAACAUGGGUACAUUCAGGUCACAGACUUUGGCUUUGCCAAAAGAGUAAAAGGCAGAACCUGGACAUUGUGUGGAACUCCAGAGUACUUGGCUCCUGAGAUCAUCCUCAGCAAGGGCUACAACAAAGCUGUGGACUGGUGGGCACUUGGAGUCCUUAUCUAUGAGAUGGCUGCUGGUUACCCUCCUUUUUUUGCUGAUCAGCCCAUUCAGAUCUAUGAGAAGAUUGUGUCUGGAAAGGUACGUUUUCCGUCACACUUCAGCUCCGACCUGAAGGAUCUGCUGAGAAAUCUGCUGCAGGUUGACUUGACGAAAAGAUUUGGAAAUCUUAAAAAUGGUGUGAAUGACAUAAAAAAUCACAAGUGGUUUUCCACAACUGAUUGGAUUGCCAUAUAUGAGAGAAAGGUUGAAGCCCCCUUCUUACCCAAGUGCAGAGGACCGGGAGACACAAGCAACUUUGAUGACUAUGAAGAGGAGGACAUUCGUGUCUCACAAACAGAAAAAUGUGCAAAAGAAUUUGCUGAUUUCUAGUCAGUGGAGUAGAGUCCCAUUAGGACUCACGUGUUUCGGCUUAUUUGCACUCUGCAAGGGAGUUAAGGUGGAACUGUGGCUAAUACAGUAUGUGUCCGAAACAAGUGCUCUGUUCUUUUGUUACACACGGC